Messenger RNA from Aricia agestis (brown argus), 729 nucleotides. RefSeq lists its product as uncharacterized. Gene Ontology annotation, biological process: regulation of synaptic transmission, cholinergic; positive regulation of voltage-gated potassium channel activity; sleep. The coding region runs from base 72 to 551 and encodes 159 amino acids. The transcript is spliced from 4 exons. Lineage: Eukaryota; Metazoa; Arthropoda; Insecta; Lepidoptera; Lycaenidae. The record is from RefSeq and is a predicted model, not a curated record.
ACUGUUUACCGGGCGUAGAAAAUAGAAAUAAAGUAUUUGUAGUUUCGUUUUCGACUAUACCUUCUACGAACAUGAAUAUUUGCUACAUUUUAUUUUUACUAUUAAGUUUGUGCUAUGAAAGCUAUGCUAUUUGGUGUUACCAAUGUACUCCUGCUACACCGGGCUGUAACACACCGUUCAAUUGGCGCGGUAUGGGGUACCUGGGUAACCCAUGUCCUGAUGUUGAAGAUGUAUGUGUGAAGCUCAUAGAGAGGAAAGGAGCAAAAGAAGUAAUAACAAGAGAUUGUUUGAGCAAUUUUAAGGCUUUCCGUACAGACAUCCCUGCUGAUACUUAUGAAGGCUGCCGAGUUGCAGCUAAGGAUGUUAACUUGGCUAACUAUGUCAACAAUUCAAUCAAAGAACUGGAUAUUAAGAGAGAUUGGUAUGAUGAGACAACCUGGUGCUUCUGCUUUCUUGAUCACAGGUGCAACAGUGCUUCACAUGUUUCACACUCAAUAGUGCUUCUAUGCUUUUUGAAUAUAUUUGUUAUCAUUCAGAAAAUAGCCUUUUGAUAAUGGCAAGAUAAGAUUCAUGUUAUGAAUAAACUAAAGAUGUAAUUCCAUAAUUUGUUAUAGACAUAAAGUAAAACAUAGUAAUUAAUUUUAAUCUGUGACAAUUGCCUUAGAUUUAUGCUUAAACUCAUCAAGCCCCAUACAGUCACCGGUGACCGAGACACAAUAGAAAUUCUGU